AUGUCUUCAAAAGAAUAAAAGGAAUUCAAUUUUUCUUCAAAGAAAAAUCAAGAGAUUUAUGAAUAGAAAAAUAUAAUUGGCUUCGUUGACCUUUUCUUUUUUAUUAAGUUUGAACUUUCUUUCCUUGACUUAUACACAAAUAAACACACACACAUACACACACACACACACAUGUACACACACACAUGUACACAUACAUAAGUACAUCUUAAUAAAGAAUUCUACGAAUUGAAUAAUUCGACUUCUUUCUCGAAUAGAGUUAGUGAGAUCGAGAGAGAGAGAGAGAAAGAGAGAAAGAGAGAGAGAGAGAGAGAGAGAGAGAGAGAUAAGUAGAAACGAUAAGAACAAUUGGAAAUUUCUUUUCGAAGUCGCGUUCUCGCGGAAAAGAAGAUCGACUGGGUAAAAUGCUUUACUCGCAUCGCAGGUUCAUGGGUUGCUAACGUAAAACCUUCCCCCAUGCAUUAUUUAAGACAAUGGGAUGUCUUUUCCGAUUCGUAUCUCGUAGUUUCUUCGAGAUCCUGAAGUGGCUUUCGCUAGACAUCCAUUAUCUUCCUGAAAGCGAACGUAUUUCGCGAAACUUUAUCGUCCUCGAGCCCUAAAAACGUUUCCCUCCUUUUUCUUUCUUUCUUCCUUAUUUUUCUUUUUUUAUUAUUCUUUUCUCUCUCUCUCUCUCUCUCUCUCUCUCUCUCUUUCUACGUGCUUUCGACGUCCCAUUUUCGAUCGGUCGAAGUACCUUACCAUCUUUUGUUAGAACUCAACGAAAGGAUAAUCCGACGUAAAUGAAAUGAUGGACGAUUUUUUGAGAUAAAGAAAAGUAGAGAUGGAUAGAUAUAUAGAGAUAGAGAGAGAAAAAAAGAGAGAGAGAGAGAGAGAGAGAGAGAAAGAGGAUGGGAGGGAGAAAAGAUAGAAAAAAAGAAAAAGAAAAUUUGCAUAUUUUUCCUUUCCAUUUUUUAUUUCCUUCUUGUUCUUUGUACAGUUUGAGAAAACAGGAAGAAAAAAGGAAGAGAAAGAAAAAAAAGUUUUCCUUUCGAUCGAAGCCAUUCUCGUGUGGCUAAGAAGUUUUUAAUUUACGUUGAAGGGUUGAAAGCUCUAAGGGCCACGCGAACGGCCUUGCUCGUUCGUAAUUUCAAUCUAUACCUACACACACACAUACACACACACACACACACGUACACGCACCCACGCACGCAAGUACGCACACCCACACAUUCUUUUUUUCUUCUUAUUUUUCCUUUUUUUUUUUUUUUCGUUUGAAAUAAAUAACAAUUCUUCGGAAUGUUCCAAUUGGGACAUUUUGAAAAAUGAAUGAAACAUAUUUGUUCCCCGAGUAACGAUUGAAGUUCUUUGAGCUUCGAAAAAAAAGAAAAAGAAAAAGAAAAAGUUGUAAAAAAGAAAGAAAAAUUAUUACGAAGAAAUUAUAUCGUACUUCUGAUACUUCGUUACGAAGAAAAUCGAUAAUAUAAUACUUAUUCUUCUUGGUUAAUUUUUGAUUGGAUCAAACUGGAAGAAUUUUAUCGACGAGGUGUACUCAUAAAAGUCGACAAUUAUUAUUUCUUUACGUAUAGAAUGAAUCGAAAGUUCCUUAGAUAAUUUGAACAAUCGAUUACUCUUUCUCGAAAACUUUCUUCUCUCUUAUUUUUCCUCUUCUUCUUUUUUCUUUUUUUAUUUUUUAGAUUUAAAGCUUGAUAGUUCCGCAAUCUGAAACGAAAAGGAAAGAAGGGAAAAGGAAAAAACGGAAAGAAAAAGAAACAAAAAGAAAAUAGAACAAGAAAACGAAACGAAGGAAAAAAAGUUAGCCGUAAAAAAAAAAAGAAAUCUGCCGAAAGAGUGAAAAUUAAUUUUUCAAAUAGCUUAUAGAAACUUUUGGCGCCUAUCCCUACCCACGCCCCCCUCCCCCGCCCUCCCCCAUGUGUAUACAUGUACGAAGAGAACUACCGUUCUUAUCUCGUUCGAUAAGGGAUAUUGAAAAGAAAUAAGAAAUAAGAAAUAAGAAAAAAGAAAAAAGAAAGGUAAAAAAGGAAUGAAGAACAAAAUGAAUAAAGAAAAAAGAACUAAGUGACGUUGGUAGAGAGGAAGGAGGCGAAGGAGGAGGGGAGUAGGAAGAGAAGAAGAAAGAAGAAUAAGAAGUAAUAGUAGUACUAGUAAUAGUAAUAGUAGUAAUAGUAGUAGUAAUAGUAGUGUUAGUAGUAAUAGGUACUAUAUGCCGUUUGCAUGCAAUUUUUGGAAAAGUAAGUUAAGCUAGCGUCGAAGUUUUGUUACUUCUCAUUCGACAUCGUUCUUCAACAUCAUAGGUACCUUACUCCUCUGUUACCCUUAAGAAACUUUCUUUGGGAAACCACAGAUCUCUUGAAAGUUUUACGAACAAGUUAGAGAAAGAGUGAGAGAGAGAGAUGAUUAUAGAGAGGGAUAGGUAAGAGAGCUUUGGUGAGAUCCGCGUGUAGAUUAGGAAGAAAAUUGUGGCACAGCUCGUAAAGGGGUUUAAAGGGAUAGCUAGAAAAAAAAAGAAGGAGCGAGGACAGAUAGAGAGAGAGAGAGAGAGAGAGAGAGAGAGAGAGAGAGAGAGAGAGAGAGAGAGAGAGAGAGAGAGUGUAAGAGGGACAGUGAGAGGAAAGAGGUAAGAGAGAAGAGCGCCGAGUGGGCCUUUUCUCGUGGAACAGAGAACCUUAAUGGCUAUUCUACCGGAUGUUUCUUGAAUCGUUCGUUCGUGGCUUCCGUGGCUUUCCAAUAAUGGAAAAGCGUCAUUUGUACUAAAGAGAAAAUGGAAUCCGAGUUGUUAUCACCCGACUUUUGUUUUAUUUUUUUUCUUUUUCGUUUUUUUUUUUUUUCUUACCUUUCCAACUCCUUCCAUCUAACAUCCCCUAUUCCACCUUCCCCCACCCCACCCCCAUUCCUCCACCAUAUUGAUAUAUCCCAUAUCAACUUAUUGUUAUCAGAUGUCUGUAUACGAAGAAUAUAUUUGAGGAAAAUUCUUCUUCCCUUUCUGAUAAUAAUAAUAAUAAUAAUAAUAAUAAUAAUAAUAAUAAUCACAAAGCAAUAGUACGUCAAAGGUAAAUCUCAUUUUGCUUGGUUUUCAAAGGAUGAGGCAAUAGAAGUAAAAAAAAAAAAGAAAAAAUAAAAGGAAGAAAGAGAAAAAGAAAGAAGGAAGGAAGGAAGGAAGGAAGGAAGGAAGGAAGGAAGGAAGGAAGUAAAAAAAGAAAGAGAGAAAGAAAGAUAGAUAGAUAGAUCGAUAGAUAGAACAGAUUGUAUGCUCGAAUACUGCAAUCUCCGAAGGACGAAUUUAAUCUUAUUCGUAAAGAACAAGAAAGGUCGCCGCAAGAUCGAACAAGCUAAAGCCAUUUUGGCCAAGCAUAAAUGAGACAAUUCCGGUCUUGGAAUAUCUUGCCUCCGCCCUUUUGUCUUCCGAGUACGAGCAUGCGUUAGCUCGUGCUCUCGCAAUGCCGGAAUGUCCAGUGGUGCCAUUUUUUGGUGCCUUUUUGCGAGAAUUAAGAGGAGUCAUUACUACCGAAUACAAGAGCGAUACCGAGCGAAAGAACAACCGCGAGAGCACGAAAGAGAACGCGAAAGAGGUUGGGCCAAUUGAAAAUGUAGCAUCCUCUGGUACAUCGGUCGGUCCGCGUAUAGACGUCGAGAGUAAUACCGAAGCUCCUUCAGGAUGGAGCUCGACUAGGAGUGGCUCUUUGAAAAAGAUAAACGAGUCCUACGAUGCGAACGCCAUCCUGGAAAAAGUUGCCCUCUUUCACAAGCAUCGACACGCUCGUGGAAGGGAUGCAACAACUGGUUCCCUUCACCGCACCCUUAGUUUACACACAACAGCGAUCGAACAGACCUACAUGGCCGAAGAAUGCGAUGAGAACGAUUAUCAUCUCGAUCUCGAUUCAUAUAAACCGGUCCAACCGAUCCUGGUCGAUCAUGGGGUUGCACUUUUCCCGGUAGCCGCACCUCACACAGGAAUGGAUCUUCACAUCUUACAGGUGCUACAUCAUGGUACAACUUUGGUACAUUGGGAUUGUGAAAGUGGCACUUCGAGAACGGCCUUGGUAUUCGCACGAGUAGAUCGAGCGUGCGGUACCUUCGUCUGGGAGAAACCACCGUGGAGUCCAUUGAAAACGGGCCAACUCGGUGGCACUGCCUAUACCGAGUUCUCGAUCACGGCCAAUCCCGAGGAAAUCGUACCAGAUAGCUUGGUUACCAGAUACGCGGUACAACAAAGUGACUGUGCUUCGGUCACUUUGGAGGAAGGAUAUCUCGAUUUGGCCUCCGUUAAAGAAAUCAUGAUCGGUUGUUGUGACCGUGACAGAGAGGCCGAUCUUAGGAGCAUAUGCAAGAGGUACGGCCUACCUGGCUCAGAUUCCUGUAUCGGCCUCAUGUAUGGUUCCAGUCUACCUGACAAUCGAUUGCUCUUUUUACUUUGUCCUCCGGCCCUUGGCAAAAUAUGGUAUAUGGGACUUUGUUGGAUAUUACGAGGCCUGAAACGACAGCGACAGUUAACAGAUCGUAGAUCGCGUUGGUUAAAAGAAAAAUAUCUACAAUUAUAUUUCAAAGAAGGUUGCCUCGAGCCUAUGACCGCCGAUGCGAUACGAGUAUUUGGUGGUCGCGAUUGGUCAAUGACCGAAAGUGUUGGAACCCUUUCGCCAACUAGCAGCGGUAAUCUACGUAGACGAAACGUUAAAGGAAAAAAGACCAAAUCCAUCAGCAACAUUCAUGCACUGACAAAAGAGCUCAGCUUUAAACAGUACGACUCCUCAUCCUCGGAUGGCGGCUUAUCUGCCGCUCCUCUUCGUCACAUAACUGGCAGCAGAGAAUCCUUGACGAGAAUAAUUCCAGCAUCGCCGAGAUCCAGCAGAGAUCGAAUUCCAUCGCGCAGUCCACCCGGUUCGACCGAAAGAAUAGUCACUUCCAACUUGCCUUAUUCGAGUUUACAAAGCUUACUUUGCGUUCCUAGAGACAAGGACAGAAAUGGUGGUGGAGUGCCAGGUGGAUCGGAAGCUCCUUGGCAGGUGAAAACACGUGCCACUUCCAUUAUGUAUGAGACCCAGCUGAACUUUGUCGAGUUCGUGGCACUUUUCCGAUCGUUCAGCCUUCGAGCUAGAAAGGACCUACGUGAUCUCUUCGGGCAGCUAGCGAUCACGUGCCGAAGUCAAAGCGACGGUUCUCUUCGAGACUUUAGUACGCGUCCGGCCGUAUUGAGACAGGCCAGCGAUGCAACUCCACAAAGAAUCGGACUUUUAACGAGGAACAAUUCAAUCGAUUGUCACGAAUACAAGAGCAGUAGUAACCUUCACAAGAAGCAAAUCUUUGACGCAGUUGCAGCAGCGAGUAUAGUUAACAAUUGUUCUGGCGUCGACACGUCCAAGUCCCAAGUAAUCACUCUAGCCACGUUCACAAAGUUCCUCGAAUCUCGACAACAAGAAAAGCUUACCGACGACGAGAUCAAAGCCCUCGUCAAGAGGCACGAACCAGAUCCAGUUUUGCGCACACAGUGGUGUUUAUCUUUCGAGGGUUUUGCACGAUACAUGAUGGACAAGGACAAUUACGCUUUCCCAAACGAAUACGCGACGCCAUCGGAAAGCGAAAUGCAACAACCCUUGUCUCAAUAUUACAUCGCAAGCUCGCACAACACUUAUCUGACUGGUCAUCAGCUCAAGGGCGAAUCAUCCGUCCAGCUUUAUUCACAGGUCCUUUUGACCGGAUGUCGAUGCGUAGAACUAGACUGUUGGGAUGGCGACGAUGGAUCGCCUCUCAUUUAUCACGGUCACACCUUUACCACCAAGAUACCUUUUCGAUUGGUCGUAGAAGCGAUCGACAGAAGUGCAUUCGUCAGUUCACCAUAUCCAGUCAUACUGUCUAUUGAAAAUCAUUGCUCCCAGAGUCAACAAGCACGAAUGGCACAUAUCUUUCAGUCGGUCUUUGGUGAAAAACUCGUAACGAAGUUUCUAUUCGAAACGGAUUUCGGUGAGGAUCCUCAGUUACCCUCGCCUUCACAAUUGCGAUAUAGGAUAUUGAUCAAAAAUAAGAAAUUAGUAGUGGAUCCAACUGGACCGUUAGUUCAUCCCCCGGUAUCCUAUCGUGGUAAAAUGUUGAUGACAGAUCGUGCAUCGUCUAUGAAACAAAUGCGAACGGACGUAAGUAGCACGUCUGUACCCGAAUACUUCAGUGAGGACGAGGACGAUGAGGAAGAUGACGAUGAGGACGAUAAUAUCGAUGACAAUUCAAUAUCGAGCUACGAGAGAUAUUUGGGUGGUAAUCCAUUAAUACAAAGCCGUCUAAAAUCGGAUAUGGCAGUCGACGAUAAAAUUCAACCGAAGCAGAGCAGUCAAAUUGCUAAGGAACUUUCGGAUUUAGUUGUUUAUUUACAAGCUAUUAAAUUCCGUGGUCUAAACACAACACCGGGAACAGGUACCUCUGGGAAAAUUCGUCAUCCUUCUCAUACCGGACCCGUUCAAAGACACAGUAUCGCUGGAAUUGGUACCAGCGGUGUUGCUUCCUCUACGGGAUCGCCACAAUCACUUUCAACGUCUGCUUCGAUCGCUAGCGGUGGCAGUAAUAUCGAUAAUCUUUUCAGGUCGACACGCGGCGUACCAGCGUGCUUCCAGUGCUCGUCUUUAAACGAAAGCACUGCCAAAAAAAUUUGUAGAAAGCAGCCAUUGGGUGUCGUAGCACACGCGGAAACACAAUUGGUUCGAACAUAUCCAGCUGGAAUGCGUAUCGAUUCGACCAACUUCAAUCCUGUAAUCUUCUGGGCAUUUGGUAUACAAAUGGUAGCGUUGAAUUAUCAGACCGACGAUGCAGGAUUGAAUUUGAAUGCUGCCAUGUUCGAACAGAACGGACAAUGCGGAUACGUGAGGAAACCUUCGGUAAUGUGGGACAAGAGUCAUAUGAUGUAUAGACGUUUCAAUCCAUGGGACAAAGAAUUCGAUGGUCUUCACUCCGCUCAUUUGACUUUAUCGGUAGUGUCGGGACAAUACGUUUCACCAACAAAUUUCUUUGCCAGUACGUACGUCGAAAUUGAGCUGGUGGGCAUACCGAUCGAUUGUGCAAAACACAAAACAAAAGUCAUACAAAGUAAUGCCCUUAAUCCAAUUUGGAACGAAAAAUUCUGCUUUCAAGUAAUGUUCAAAGAUCUAGCCUUUCUAAGAUUUGGUAUAGUUGAAGCAAGCUCGCAUCAUUUGAUAGCACAACGCGUUAUGCCUUUGAAAUGUCUUAGACCAGGUUACAGACACGUUAGAUUGCGUUCGUGCAAAAAUAAACCAUUGGCAUUAUCCACGUUAUUUAUAUAUUCACGACUUGAAGAGGAAAGUCUCGAUUACAAUACCUGCUGUCGUGAUCACAAGGAAACGUCUUCAAAACGACCGUCGUCGGGAAAGGAACCGGACAAAUUGACCAGCGUAGAUCCAGGUCUCGGUGGUGUCACGUUAAAGAGAAGAAUGUUUUUCCUUAUGGUUUAUCACGUAAUACCGGAGGAACCGUAUACUAUUUUAAAAGUAACCCAAGAAAGUACUACUCAAGAGGUAAUGUUGCAAGCGUUACAAAAGGCAGGAAUAUCGGCGGAACACGUGGACGAAUAUAUUCUUGUGGAGGAGGUGUCACGUGGAUGGGAAAAACGAGAUAGAGAGGAAUUACCAACUCAAAGGGUUCUCGAUCCAACCGAACAUCCUCUUCAAGCGCAAGCCCUAUGGAAAGGACAGGGUCGAUUCUUAUUAAAACGUGUCGGCGAUGAUCCAAGUAGCAGAGCUUGGCUUGCAUCUAUACGAAGUACAGCUGGACAUUCAAAAUUGGAUACAAAUUCACGGGAUCAUUCAACUCAUAUAUGGGACGAAGCAGACACUUUUCUAGUUUGCAUUUACAACGUUUCACCCGAAAUACCGUACGCGAUUUUACGCGUACCGGUUAGUAGUUCCGCACAGGACGUAUUAGCCCAAGCACUUGUUAAGGCAAGAAGAAUGGAGGAUCCAAUGAAAUUCGCUUUGGUAGAGGAAUUGGAAUGGGGCGGGGCUGGCGCCGUUGGUAGUGGUAAUCGUCAAUUAAGAGUCCUUAGAGAUGACGAGAAUGUUUACAGUACGCAAGCGUUUUGGAAGACUCUCGGUCGAUUUAUAUUGAGGGAAAGAGAACAAGCAAUACCGAGACGACAUUUGUUGCCGGCAACAUUAGACAGGCUCAGUAAGGGUUUCUCCGUUGGUAGAUCAGUAUCUCUUCCUGGAUCUAGCAAGGAAAAGGUUCCAGUUAGCGAGGCAUUAUCCGAUCCAACAUCAAGAGGUUUAAGACAUCGUUUAUUAAUGCCAGGUCGUAGACGAGAAGUCCAUUCCGACGGUGAGGAUACCCGCGAAUCUGAUCUAUUAAAUGCUGCCCUUCAUUUAAAAAAAGUCUCAUUGAGAAAAUUAAGAGUAUGGAAGUCAUAGUGGCAGUCACGGGCGACGUCGAUAACAUCGAUCUUCGCCGCUCGGAGAAAUCAGUUUUAAAUGAUCUAUUCAAAAUUAAUAUCGGACAUCUCUAACCAAAACAUAACAAAAUAAUAACAAAAAAAUCAAUUAGAAUCGAAUUAAAGUGAAAAUGAAAGAGAAAACAAUAAGAAAAAUUGCAAUUUGUAUACGAAUUCGUACGAAUAGGACAAAGUCAUUAUUUCCUCUAUCUAAUGAUAUAAUGUUAUCAAACAAGAAAAAAAAAAAAAAAGAAAUAUAAUGAUUGUUUAUAUAAUUGUGGGCAUUACCGAAUUGUAGAAAAAAAAUUCGAUUCCAUUCGAUUCGAUUCGAUUCGAUUCCGAUUCAAUUCGUCAAUGGAAAAUAAUUUAUUACCUAUUAUUUGUUUAUUAUCGAAUUCGCACUUAUUAUAUUCAAUUCAAUUCGUGUGGCUAUACAAUAAGAUCAUUAAAUAAUGAUGAUGUUCCGAAUAUUAUAAAUAUAUCGAAGAAUCAAUCAAGAAAUUAUUCAAUAUUAUAUAAAAUUUCAAUUUGAAGUAAUCACAAUGGAAAUUUCUUUCAAUUUUCUAUAAGCAAAUUCAAAGUCAAAGAAAUUAAGUCGAUCUAUAUCUAUGUUGGACCAUUAUCACACGUUGCGAUAGUGUGAUAGUCGUGGAUUAAUAAUAUGGAUACCGUAUUAUGGUUUCUCGUGUCGUCGUGUCGGCAAGAAAAACAAAAAAAGAAAAAAGAAACAAACAAAAAAAAAAGGACAAAAAAAAGAAAGAAAGAAAGAGAAAAAAAAGAAGUUAACAAAAAGCCAAAACCCAUGGGCUUUCUUUAUAACGCGUCAGUAUUAUUUCUUAGUACAAUUUCACACA
Molecule: messenger RNA, 9270 nt
Organism: Vespa velutina
Lineage: Eukaryota; Metazoa; Arthropoda; Insecta; Hymenoptera; Vespidae
Product: 1-phosphatidylinositol 4,5-bisphosphate phosphodiesterase epsilon-1-like
Exons: 15
Coding region: 3435-8396 (1653 amino acids)
Biological process (GO): lipid metabolic process; phosphatidylinositol-mediated signaling
Molecular function (GO): phosphatidylinositol-4,5-bisphosphate phospholipase C activity
Source: RefSeq, a predicted model, not a curated record